AGUCCUGGGGCCUUUAUGAGCCCCUACAGAGUACUCAUAUUUCUGUUGCCACAAUGUGUGCUCCAGGGCAUUGAAACCCAGAUGAGAAUUUCAUCCAGAGAAAUAAAAAACACAAAGAUUCCCCAGGCCUCAGUUUCCCCAUCUUCAAGCCGAGCGUCUGCCCUAGAAGCUCCCGUGUCCGUCCGCAGUCGGCCCGCGCCCCCUGCCGCCGUGAGGGGGCACUGUCUGGCCGCAUCUUGCCGGAGGGUCCACGCUCUCGGUCGGCAGAGGGAGCGUGGACACCCCCGCGACUGCGAAAGAAAAGGCCUGAGGGCCAGACGGGAGCCCGAACGCGCCAGGAGCAAGCGGGAGGCCCCCACGCAGGCCCCGGGGCGGAGACCGAGCGCUGGGGGCGUGGGCCCGAGUGGGGCGGGGCCUCGAGCGGGGCGGGCCAGCCGCGGGCCCAGACGUGGCGCAGUGGCCGGGCGGUUCACCUCUAGCUCGCGGACCAUCCUCGGCCCGGUACCCAUGCACCUCUCGCUGCCUCCGCCGCCCCUACUGCUGCUUGUCGCGGCACUUGCGGCUGCCGCCACCACCUUCCGGCCCGACUGGAACCGUCUGCACCGCCUGGCCCGAGCGAGGGUAGAGACCUGUGGGGGAUGACAGCUGAAUCGCCUAAAGGAGGUGAAGGCCUUUGUCACCGAGGACAUCCCAUUCUACCACAACCUGGUAAUGAAACACCUCCCAGGGGCGGACCCAGAGCUGGUGCUGCUGGGUCACCGCUACGAGGAACUGGAGCGAAUCCCACUCAGCGAAAUGACCCGCGAAGAGAUCAACGCGCUGGUGCAGGAGCUGGGCUUCUACCGCAAGGCAGCACCCGACGAUCCUGUGCCCCCCGAGUUCCUGCGGGCGCCCGCUAGGCCCGCCAAAGGGUCUCCGGCCCGCGCUGACCUGUAGGUCCGGAGCCCCAGCACCCCCCUGCCUGAGCCCUGGGGACAGAAUGAAGCGUUCAGCGUCCCGGGAGCACCUCCCUCGCUGAGGGCCGACACUCGGUCCCGGAGCCGGCAGGGAUGGAGUUGGGGGUUCCUAACCCCUCUUCCCUCCCCAGCUCAACUAAAUCCCCUUCCACCUUAAA
Messenger RNA from Equus quagga, 1114 nucleotides. It is a transcript of the gene SELENOM, whose product is annotated as selenoprotein M. Lineage: Eukaryota; Metazoa; Chordata; Mammalia; Perissodactyla; Equidae. Gene Ontology annotation, cellular component: endoplasmic reticulum lumen. Gene Ontology annotation, molecular function: oxidoreductase activity. The transcript has 6 exons. The record is from RefSeq and is a predicted model, not a curated record.